AUGGACCGGGUAUCCCUCUCCCUCCGGUGCCGCCACGCCUGCGCCCGCUCGGAGAUCACCCACGUCUCCUUGACCGACACGGCCGCCCUGGCCGUCUACGUCUCCCCCCCACCGGCAUCCCUCUCCUGGGUCGACACCUUCUCCCUCACCCGCAAGCCUGGCAAGCUCGCCUCCCUCUCCAAGAGCUCCGGCUCCUACGGCGCCUUCCCACCAUCCAUCGCCGCCAGCAACACCACCGUCUACGCCGCCCUCAAGGACUGGACCAUCCGCGUCUCCGGCGGCAUCGAGUACUGCCACUCCAGCUCCGUCCUCGUCCGCGACCUGGACUCGGGCAAGACCCUCCUGGAGAUCAAGGACGCGGGCCGCUCCCCCAUCACCUGGAGCCGUGACGCCCGCCUGGUCGCCGCCGGGGAGGCCAACAACCCCGAGCGCAUGGGCAUCUGGGACGCGAAGACGGGCGCCAGGGCGGGCAGGGUCAUCUCCCACAUCGACGCCGUCACCCACGCCGCCUUCGCCCCCCCCUCCUCCUCUGCCAGCACCAGCAGCACCCUCGUCACCCUCUCCCGCGACGGCACCCUGAGGAUCACCGACCCCCUGACCUCCCGCACCGUCGCCAGGCUCGAGCUGGCCUCCCGCAACCCGCGCGCCCUCGCCGUCGCGCCCCACGGCAACACCAUCGUGAGCAUCUGGGACUCGUCGCUCUACGUCUGGCACCCCCGCUCCGGCGACCUGACCUCCUACGCCCUGUCCGCCACGCGCCAGGCUGAGGGCUGGCCCCUCUGCAUCUCCCCCGACUGCCGCUACGUGGCCUGCCGCACCGAGGACGGCUUCGACCUCAUGGACGUCUCGUCCGGCGUCGUCGUCUUCGGCAUGACGACCGAGUCCAUCGUCACCGCCGCCGCUUUUUCUUCCGACUCUUCUGUUUUGCUUUUGGGGAGGAUGGACGGCAUUCUGGAGCUCUGGGAUAUUUCCGAAAAGGGUAGGUAA
Clonostachys solani is the source of this 987-nucleotide messenger RNA. Lineage: Eukaryota; Fungi; Ascomycota; Sordariomycetes; Hypocreales; Bionectriaceae. The record is from the annotation of a GenBank genome assembly.